Molecule: messenger RNA, 348 nt
Organism: Spodoptera exigua (beet armyworm)
Lineage: Eukaryota; Metazoa; Arthropoda; Insecta; Lepidoptera; Noctuidae
Source: the annotation of a GenBank genome assembly
AUGAGUACCGCUCCCGUUAUGAUUAUGACCGCCGGCAGAGAAGGAGAAGAUGCAAUAACUAAAUCGAGUACUUUCAAUAAAAUUGAUAAAACCGGCAUGACCGAAGUUAAUCCAGACAGCUCAAUAAAUGACCGAAUGGAGGCAAUCCACCAAAAUAAAAUAGCCGAAAAUUACAACGUGAAAAAUCCAUACAAUAAUGAUCCUCCAUCAAGCAAACAUCAAUUGCUGAAGGUUAAAACCGAACAGUUACCAAAACCAGAAGAAACGAAGCAAAAGUACGUGUUCAAAAAUUACGCGAACCGUAGCUCGAUGUAUGGUGGCUUUUAUAGCGCCAUGGAUGAAGAGUAA